UGCUGUAUGUCAAUGAGGCAGUUAGAUCUACCACAUGAGUUCUAUAACCGAAUCUUUUCGUUCACGGAAAAGCGUCUAUAUUUCACACGUUACACAAGCGGCACAACUGCAACUGUUUAAAAGUACAGCGCGUAGCCAGGACGAGCAGAGAUCAAUAAGAAAAGAACCAAAACAGUGAUUCAACACGACUGUUAUUGUCUAGAAGAGCUAACAUCCCGUUCAGAUCUAUAAGCCGACAAAAUAAAUAUGCUUGUUAGCAGCAAACUGGCUUUGAAUCCCGCCUUGUGCGGCACAGCUCUCCGCUUCACCGCUGCAGUCACUGGGGUUCAUAGGCAUGUCGGUGAUGCAGCGCUCAGGAUUGCUCGCUUCUUUGCGACCCAAACCGCCGAGGCUGUGCUGGAUAAGGCAGAAGUGGGCAGCACUACAGCAGUGAAGGCUAAAGCUGAGAAGAGCAUCAAAGCUGUGGCAUCCAAAUCUUUUGCUGUGAACAUGUUUAAGGGGCAGAUCACCACUGAACAAGUCUUCCCCUACCCUUCAGUGCUGAAUGAAGAACAGACUCAGUUCCUGCAGGAGCUGGUUCCUCCAGUCACAAAAUUCUUCAAUGAGGUGAAUGACCCAGUGAAGAAUGACACUCUGGAAAAGGUGGAAGAUCACACUAUGGAGGGACUGAAAGAGAUGGGAGCCUUUGGGCUGCAGGUGCCCGCUGAGCUGGGUGGACUGGGACUCACCAACACACAGUAUGCCAGGUUGGUAGAGAUUGUGGGCAUGCAUGAUCUGGGUGUUGGCAUCACACUGGGUGCCCAUCAAUCGAUUGGCUUUAAGGGCAUAUUGCUGUUAGGCAAUCCUCAGCAGAAAGAGAAAUACCUGCCCAAACUGGCAUCAGGUGAGACAAUUGCCGCGUUCUGUUUGACAGAACCAGCCAGUGGUUCAGAUGCUGCAUCCAUUAAGACCACAGCUGUGCUCUCUGACUGCGGGACCUACUACACACUUAAUGGUAGCAAGAUCUGGAUCAGUAACGGUGGGAUCGCUGAGAUCUUCACAGUGUUUGCUAAGACCCCAAUGAAGGACGAGAAAACUGGAGAGAUGAAGGACAAAAUCACAGCUUUCAUUGUGGAGAAAAGCUUCGGAGGAGUCACACAUGGUCCUCCAGAGAAGAAGAUGGGCAUCAAGGCGUCUAAUACAGCAGAGGUGUAUUAUGAGAAUGUGCGUGUGCCUGUUGAGAAUGUGCUUGGGGAGGUUGGAGGGGGUUUUAAAGUGGCCAUGAACAUCCUGAACAAUGGGCGUUUCGGCAUGGCUGCUGCUCUCUCUGGAACCAUGAAAGGAGUCAUUGCCAAAGCGGUGGAUCAUGCUGCUAACAGGACUCAGUUUGGAAGUAAGAUCUACACGUAUGGUGCUAUUCAGGAAAAGAUUGCACGUAUGGCCAUCCUGCAAUAUGUCACUGAGUCUAUGGCGUACAUGAUCAGUGGGAAUAUGGACAGUGGAGCUUCAGAGUUCCAGAUUGAAGCUGCCAUCAGCAAGAUCUUUGCAUCUGAGGCAGCGUGGGCCGUUACAGACGAGUGCGUCCAGGUGAUGGGAGGAAUGGGCUUUAUGAAGGACGCUGGUGUAGAGAGGGUAAUGAGGGAUUUGAGAAUCUUCAGGAUCUUUGAAGGGACCAAUGACAUCCUGAGACUGUUUGUGGCUCUCAAUGGCUUCCAGAAUGCAGGCAACCAUCUGAAAGAUUUACAGAGAGCUCUGAAGAACCCGCUUGGCAAUUUUGGACUGAUCGCAGGAGAGAUCACCAAAAGAGCCAAGAGGAGGGCAGGUCUAGGCACAGGGUUGACUCUCUCUGGAUCAGUUCACCCAGAGCUGGCUCACAGUGGAGAUCUGGCAGUGAAGGCUGUAGAGCACUUUGGAGUGACUGUUGAAGAGCUCCUGCUGAAACAUGGCAAAAAAAUAAUCAAUGAACAGUUUGUUUUGAAGAGAGUUGCCGACAGUGCCAUUGACCUGUAUGCUAUGGUUGUAGUGCUGUCUAGGGCGUCACGUUCACUCAGUCAGGGCCACUCAUCGGCGCAACAUGAGAAGAUACUGUGUGAAACUUGGUGUACGGAGGCACAUGACAGAAUCAUGCAGAACGUCAAGGCACUUAAAUCCAGCUCUAGCAAACAGCUCUUCAAAAACUUGAGCGAAGUCUCCACGUCUUUGGUUGAAAAUGGUGGGGUUGUGGCCCCUCAUCCUCUCGGCUUUUAAAUAUGCAGACUCAAAUGAAGACACAAAACUAGCCUUUCAACAGCAACAAUACAAUGCAAGCUUAUACAGUAAAUGUGUUGUGCAAAAUUCAAUUUCCAGUCAAAAUCUAUAACCCAUUGUACCCUGAUAUGAUUCCAUGUACUGAAAGAACCUUUUUUCUAUUCAUCUGUUCAGUGCCUCAUUAGAAAUGCUAAAAUAGAGAUUGAUUGGAUGAUGAAAAGGGGUCACUAUAUGACCGGUGGUUGGAAGGAAUGGGCUGAAUAGAAGAGGGAUUGAGGGAAGUCGUUUCAGUAAGUUAUUACAUUUUGAUGAAAGAUUACGAUUAAGACUUUUUUUCUUUGGAAUAACGUGGUAUGCUGUAGUGGCAUUUAUUAUAAUGUUCAAUUGUCAAAGGAUGUACACACCAACAAAAAAAGUAUCAAACAGUACCAUUGUACAGUCUUUUUAUGGACAUGGUACAUCAAUAUGGUAAUCGAAGUACCAUGGUAUUACCGCCUGAUAACAUAACCAUAACCAACCAUGGUACCGCCACAUUCCUUUUUCUUUCUUUUUUCUUUUUUGUUAGGUACAUUUUUGGUUAAGAAUGUGUUUUCAGUGCUUUAAAUGUAAAUUAAAUACUAUUUUAAUGCUCUGCUACAACAGUAUAACAAGUCUUUUUAGUCAGGCAUUAUAAACAGCUAGCCCUUAGAGACUUUAAUAGUGGCUUGAAUUUCACAUGACCACAGAUCAUCUGUUACAGUUCAGCUGUAUCAGACACUUGCUAAUUCUGCAAUAGUUAUAUGCCUUAAAAAAGUAGCCUAACUGUAAUGUUAUCCUUGCAUGUAAUUAGUUAUUUGCUAUGGUACUAACUUUCCAGCAGUUUGUAAAUGUUUAUUUAUAUUUUGUCAUUGGGCAGCCAGAUAUUCACAGGUAUCUCAGGUUCAUGUAACCUCUCCACACUACCUCCUCUUAUUUCACUGGAUCUGCACACAUUCCUGUCAUUUAAUCAUCAUAUAUUCCAAGACAAUAUCAUGAUUUAAUGUUUAUUCUACAGUAUAUGUAUUUGGGUAGUUGACAUACUGUAUCCUGCUGUGAGACAGGCUAUACUCCAUCUAAAGCUAUUUUAAACUGCGUUUUGCUAAUUCUUAAAAAAUCAAAUAAAAAAAAAAACAUUUCAUGUAUAUUAUGCUUUUUAUGAUCUCAUAUAAAUUGAGAGAAUACAUGGAAUAUUUGUACUUUAAAGAAAAUUUGUCACAUAGCAGGAGCAUUUAAAAUGAAUUGGUGAAGGCAAAAGGUGAUUAAAAUGGUGAACAGUAACCACCAAAAUAUACACUUUCCCUUAGCUAAAAUCUUAAAAA
Molecule: messenger RNA, 3563 nt
Organism: Myxocyprinus asiaticus (Chinese sucker)
Lineage: Eukaryota; Metazoa; Chordata; Actinopteri; Cypriniformes; Catostomidae
Product: very long-chain specific acyl-CoA dehydrogenase, mitochondrial-like
Exons: 20
Coding region: 247-2226 (659 amino acids)
Molecular function (GO): fatty-acyl-CoA binding; very-long-chain fatty acyl-CoA dehydrogenase activity; flavin adenine dinucleotide binding
Source: RefSeq, a predicted model, not a curated record